This is a messenger RNA of Oryzias melastigma (Indian medaka), 3027 nucleotides long. RefSeq names its product RAS related 2 (gene rras2). Bases 339 to 1271 code for a protein of 310 amino acids. The transcript has 6 exons. Gene Ontology annotation, molecular function: GDP binding; GTPase activity; GTP binding. The record is from RefSeq and is a predicted model, not a curated record. Lineage: Eukaryota; Metazoa; Chordata; Actinopteri; Beloniformes; Adrianichthyidae. Gene Ontology annotation, biological process: signal transduction. Gene Ontology annotation, cellular component: plasma membrane.
CAAGCAGACACACACUAUGAACGCUGGGAGUUUUGUUUCUUAGUUUUCCGGAGAUGCUAGGCUACAAUAAAUCCAUUUUUCUUUUAUUUGCUUUUAUUUAUUUUUUAGUUAUCAUUUUAUAAAGUAGUCAAAAUUGUUAUCAGCCAAGUUUUCAAACAGAAAAACAGCCUAACAAACAAAUAGUUGUAUAUUGACAUUUGUAUGCUAGCUUCAGGGCAUUUUUUGUCACGUAGUUUGAUUAUAGCGAAGAGCCGGAGGGAGACUGUAGGGUGCAUGAUGUUAGUGUCGUUACACGGAUGAAAAGUGGGCUCUGUCUGUCUGUGUGUGUGUGCGUGUGAAUGUGUGUGUCGUCUCAAACAGCCUGUAGUGUGGAAGGGCCCCUAGCGCCAGACAUUAGUAGUGGCCUGGCUGAUUACUCCCACUAUCGCAUCUACAUCUUGAACAACGCAAACUGGAUCACGGUCAGGCGCGUGAACAGGCGGCCGCAGCUCCCGGUCCGGACUCCCCUCCGCCAGCACCCAAACAUUAGCAGAGCGGUUCUGCUCACAGCUGGGCUCGCCGUCUGCGUCUCCGCUGCAGGGCCUCUUCAGUUCUACUCGGUGGGGAAAGUGGGUGUUUGCUGCUCACUGGUGUUUCGGCAGCGGCGGAGCGAAGUGUCCUCGAUGGCAGGCAGGAAGGACGGCUCGGUGCAGGAGAAGUAUCGGCUGGUGGUGGUCGGAGGCGGAGGUGUCGGGAAAUCGGCCUUAACAAUCCAGUUUAUUCAGUCUUACUUUGUCACCGAUUAUGACCCAACAAUCGAAGACUCGUAUACCAAGCAGUGUGUGAUUGACGAACGGGCGGCGCGGCUCGACAUCCUCGACACGGCCGGACAGGAAGAGUUUGGAGCCAUGCGAGAACAAUACAUGAGGACAGGGGAGGGCUUCCUGCUCGUCUUCUCCGUCACCGACAGAGGAAGCUUCGAAGAAAUCUAUAAAUUCCAAAGACAAAUCCUCCGAGUCAAAGACAGAGACGAGUUCCCCAUGAUCCUUGUAGGAAACAAAGCCGAUUUGGAGCUGCAGAGACAAGUCACCCAGGAAGAGGGUCAGAAUUUGGCUAGACAGUUAAAAGUCACGUAUAUGGAGGCUUCAGCCAAAAUUCGAAUGAACGUAGACCAGGCUUUCCACGAACUGGUUAGAGUAAUCAGGAAAUUCCAAGAACAGGAAAGUCCACCGUCGCCAGAACCGACGAGAAAAGAGAAAAACAAGAGGGGCUGCCAUUGUGUGAUCGUCUGAAAUCUGCCUUAUUACUGUAGAAAUCAUGCAGCUACUCAACACCCCCCCCCCACAAACACACACACACUUUCUGCCUGAUAUCAGAUCCCGAGUGGACGACUGACUGCUGCCUUCUCCUCCUGCAUGACUCCAGACAGCCUUUUCAGAGAUACUAGAAACUGCUGUUUCCAGGACAUUGCUAUGGACAACUGACAAUGCCAAAUUGUAACACCACUCUACCUUCAGUUGUAAGCUAAUUUACAGGCCAGAGUCCUGACACUAAACAUUGCCUUCGAAGAAUCAACCUGACAAAUUCAUGUUUUGUGUUCUGAAGGACCUCGGUUUUGCCUUGUAGACAUUUGUACUGCUACCAAGAUUGAGUGAGAUAUAUAUAUAUAUAUAUAUAUAUAUCAAAAUGUUAGUGACUUCCUUUAGUGUCUGACCAGAGCAGAGAUUAUCUUCUGAAGCUUUGCAUAUGUCGUGCCAUAUCCACUUUUAUUCCGAUGUGCUAAUCUGCUACUGUACAUAUGUGACAUUUUGUUGUGAUUUUCAAAGUGUAUUUCUAAUGACCUAUUAAAUCACCACAGUGCAGUGUGUGAGGUUGAGUUUGGCUUUUACAUAAAUAAAAUUGAAUAUUUAUGUAGAUAAAUAUACAUGUGUAUAUAAAUAUAUUGAAAUGACGCCUGAACAGCCCUUAAUAUUCUUAAAAACAAACAGCUUUUGCCUUCAUUUUAAUCACCAAGCAUGGAGUAUGUGCAGUACUGAUUUGCCUUGUAGACUUUUUUUAAGAUAAGUCUUCUAGAUUGAAUGAUUGUCCUCCUGUACGAUCUUCUUAAAGUGCAGAAAGUAUUAUGUUUAUCUGGGAUUUUUUGAUGGUUUUUAAGCUAACCACAAAAAAAUGCAUUCAGUUUUUCCACAAACACUGCUGGUAAGUUGAUUCGUUGUAAAUAAAGAGCCCACUUUAGCUGAGAUUAUACCAUUGUAACCCAUCUGCUCAAAUUUACCCUCUGAUUUAAUAGGUAAGAAACUGAUUCCAGCAACAAUGGCAGUGUUGGUUUUUUGUUUCUUGAAGUGUUCAGUAGUAUAUUUUCUGUCCCCCAAUGGUUUCCUAGAUGAAGAAAUGGCUCUUAAGAUGCACAAAGUUUCCGAUGGAACCGGAACUCGCCGUCUGUGGAGCCGUCCGAACAACCUUCUCCUGACCUUUCACCCUUUGUACUUCCAUUCAGGCCUUCAAAUGAAGUACUUGAGCUUGAUCAUUGUAAUAUACGUGAGCUAACCAGCUGAUAAAUAAUGGACUUUAUUCAAAUGUUUCUACUUUUGUACAUUAUUUUCAUAUCAAACUAGUUGGCAAGUAUUUUUCUAUGUUUAUAAGUGAGUAGAUGUUCACUGCACUGCUGGGUGUGUAUAUAUAUAUAAAUAUUAAGGAGAAUAUUUAAUUCAUUUGAGUAUUUUACGAUGACUGUUGGCCCAACUUUGUUAAAUUGGAUAAUUUACCCUGAAGUGACCAAGAAUGUCUAUUUUUUAUUUGUUCAGCUCACAGAUGGAGAAUGUAUUGAACCCGAUCGAUUAUAACUAUGACCUUCAUACAAAUGAUUGUUGUCUCGACGUGGAGGGAAUAAACAAACUGGAUUAUUGUAAUUCAAAACACUCUCAUCCAGCCCCUUAGUGGGAAAUCAUCAUGUACAUCCAAAAUCAUAAUGUCUUUUUUUAUCUUCUACAUCGGUCUAUUAUUUGCUUUGUGUCUAGCUUUUGGUGCUAAAAUAAAAUCUGUCAUUGA